ACCACUUAUUAGCAACCGCCCUUUUUAAGACAUGUAAAAUCUUCGAGAUUCACAAGUGAGGUAUUUGUUGACGUAUUUUAUGCCAUGGUGCAAAAUGUGAAACUCUCUUAAGCUUAUUUUAACUGCAGACCUUAAAAUCCCCUUGAUGUGGCGGACAGUGCCUCUUUAAUAUUUGAUUGUUCACCUUAAUCAUGUUUAAAAGCUAUCCAUCAGGAAGGCUUGCAGUUCUUGUGUGUGCUGCACAGUCAGCAGACUGGUGCUGUGUGAUGGUCCUGGAGGACAAACAUCUGCAGCCUCAGAUUCAGGCAGUUUUCACCAGCAGAGGACAGAGUACCUGUUAUCACAACAAUGGCUGUAUUUGGGUGAAUCUGACUCCAUGGGGAGGCACCUACUGCAAUGGCACAGGAGAAUUGAAGAAACACUGGAGCUGGCUGGGAAAUAGGAAUCACACUCAUGCUCCGCCCCACCAGCCCCUCAGCCUGACACUGAGCCCUAACCUCAACAUCCGCAUCCAAUCCCAGGAGCACAUCUGCCUCACUUUCAACUCUGGUGAGCGCUGUGUACGGCUUAAUGUAGGGGCCAAAUUGAAACCGAAUCAAGGCAAAAGCCUAACGCUGCCAGGGCCUGACAUGCUUCAGAGCUAUGUGCAGCAGAAGAGUGCAGAGAUCAAUGUCCUGCUCCAGAACAUCCAGUCCCUCAUCACCUAUCAAAAGACUGUCAGUCCACGGAAGGUCAAGCCCCAGCAAAGGCUCAUCACACAGAUGGAAAGACGCCGGCUGCCAAUGAAACAGCAACGGUCUGCCAAGAAGACCCCCUAAAGCCGACGAUGUCCUUGAGUGGCAGUU
This is a messenger RNA of Epinephelus fuscoguttatus (brown-marbled grouper), 845 nucleotides long. Its product is annotated as glutamate-rich protein 6B-like. The record is from RefSeq and is a predicted model, not a curated record. Bases 192 to 818 code for a protein of 208 amino acids. NCBI's taxonomy places the organism in Eukaryota, Metazoa, Chordata, Actinopteri, Perciformes, Serranidae. The transcript is spliced from 3 exons.